Polypterus senegalus (gray bichir) is the source of this 2499-nucleotide messenger RNA. RefSeq names its product caprin-1-like. Bases 159 to 2285 code for a protein of 708 amino acids. Lineage: Eukaryota; Metazoa; Chordata; Cladistia; Polypteriformes; Polypteridae. The record is from RefSeq and is a predicted model, not a curated record. The transcript has 19 exons. Gene Ontology annotation, cellular component: cytoplasm. Gene Ontology annotation, molecular function: RNA binding.
UCUCGGACUCUCUCAGUUGUCGGUGCGGCCGGUGGGGCGGAUCCCAUUAAAAAAAUAAAUAAAAAUAGAGCAACACAAUUUCGGAAAACAAGAAACCAAUUUUUGAAGAAAGCACCUAAAUCGAUUACCUUUUUCGGAAUUAAACACACUGAAAAAAGAUGCCCUCAGCGACUAUUGGCAACAGGACCCUACAGUCCUCCAGUCCAGAGGUGGGAUCCGUUCCAGGUUCAUUAUCUGUGUCUGGCCCAUUCCAUUCGGGGGUUCAGACAGAAGCCAUCAAGCAGGUGCUUUCUGUCAUCGAAAAGAAAGUCCGAAAUCUUGAAAAGAAAAAGGGAAAGCUUGAUGAUUACCAGGCCAAAAAGAACAAAGGUGAACGUCUUAAUCAGGACCAGUUGGAAGCAGUUUCCAAGUUCCAAGAAGUGGUAAAUAACCUGGAUUUUGCACGGGAUCUGCAGAAGGGCUUUUUGGCCUUAAGUCAAGAUAUCCAAAAAGCAGUGAAGAAAGCAGUACGUCGGGAACAGUUGCAAAGAGAGGAAGCUGAACAGCGGCGCCUGAAAUCUGUGCUGGAGGUUCAAUUUAUUUUGGAGAAACUUGGAGAAGAGACUGUGAGGAAUGACUUUAAGCAAGGGGCCAGUGGUAUUCAGCUCUCAGAUGAAGAACUUGUAGCCCUUGAUGAGAUCUAUAAACUUGUGGGGCCAGAGAGAGACCAAAAUUUAAGGUUAACAGAUCAAUACGAUCAAGCAUCCCUUCACCUUUGGGAAUUACUAGAAGCAAGAGAGAAGGCAGUGGUAGGAACAACAUACAAGGCCCUUAAAGAGAUAAUCGACAGAGUUCUCCAGAGUGAUUAUUUCAACAGUCCUCAUACACAUCAAAAUGGGGUCUGCGAGGAAGAGGAUCAGCCGGUUGUAGUGGAUGCACCAGAAUCUGAACAGCCAGUAGAACCAGAGGUUGAAGUUGUUGAAGAAUACACAGAACCCAGUGAAGUGCAACCAACAGAAUUUGUAAACAGACAGUUUAUUUCAGAAACGCAGUACAGCAGCAGUGACAAAGAACAAGCUGAUGAAUGGAGUACAGAAUCUGAGGUGGUUGGUGGUAGUCUACAGCAACAGCCACCAUCUUUGCCAACAGUCAGUCCCGUCACUGCCCCAACAGAGAUGCACACAGUGAACCCAGUCGUCCCCGUUCCUCCAGCAGAUCCAGUUGUCAGAAAGCAAAGGGUGCAAGAUCUAAUGGCACAAAUGCAGGGUCCCUACAAUUUUAUGCAGGAGUCUAUGCUUGAAUUUGAGAGUCCACCUAUGGAUCCAGCCAUAGUAUCGGCACAACCUAUGAAGACUGCACAAACUAUGGAUAUGCCACAGAUGGUUUGUCCACCAGUUCUUUCUGAAUCAAGACUUGCACAGGCAAAUGCAGUUGCUGUUCAGCCAGAAGCCACACAGGUUCCUAUGGUCUCGCCUACACCUGAAACGUUCUCCACAUCAGCACCUUUAUAUCAAACCACCCACACAACAGACCCGCGACCACAGACUGAAGCCUUGGACCCAAUUCAGGUAUCAUUGUCCUUAAGCUCGGAACAGCCACCAACAUCCUCGCCACUUCCUGUUGCCUCACAGGGACAAGUGUUUCAGGCUGUUCCCAGCAAACCACUCCACAGCAGUGGAAUUAAUGUCAACGCAGCCCCAUUCCAGUCAAUGCAGACGGUGUUUAAUAUGAAUGCCCCUGUACCCCCAGCCAGUGAGACAGAAGCACUGAAACAGUCUAGUCAAUACCAGACCAGUUACAACCAGAGUUUUUCCAGCCAGUCACCUCACCAGGUGGAACAGCCAGAACUACAGCAGGAGGAGCUACAAUCGGUAGUCAACACUUUCCAUACCCAGGACCAAUCUAUCCCAGCAGCAGGCAGUCAUCCGCAGCUUUCCCAGCAGCCCCAAGCACAGGGUAGCAGUUUCCCUCGCCCUAGCCAGUCCUAUUAUAACACCCGGGCCAUCACUCGUGGAGGACCCAGAAAUUCUCGAGGCAUGCUUAAUGGCUUCCGUGGCCCUUCAAACGGUUUCCGAGGUGGCUAUGAUGGUUACAGAUCUUCAUUUACAAGUACUCCAAGUAGUGGAUAUGGACAAUCUCAGUUUAACACAUCUCGUGACUACUCAAAUAAUUUUCAAAGGGAUGGAUAUCAACAGAACUACAAGCGUGGAGCAGGCCAGGGACCUCGAGGUUGUUCUCGAGGUCGUGCAGGAGCAUUCCGUUCUAAUAGAGAACUCUCCCACACGGCUACUUUGCAAGCAAAUUAAUUGGACUUUUUGAAAGUUUAUUGUUGAAAUUCACUUUAUGCCACUCCAGUCUUUUUUUUUUUUUUUCUUCUGUUGCCCAUUAACUGUGAACAUGACUGACCAGUGUGCUUUGCAGAAAUUGGCCACCUCUCAGAAAACGGUACCAGUGUGCAACCUUUUUAAAACCAUUCUAUUACAUGCCUGUAUUGCUGUAAAACUCUGUUCUUGUAUUUCA